Molecule: messenger RNA, 3117 nt
Organism: Esox lucius (northern pike)
Lineage: Eukaryota; Metazoa; Chordata; Actinopteri; Esociformes; Esocidae
Product: cytochrome P450 2J6
Exons: 9
Coding region: 42-1553 (503 amino acids)
Biological process (GO): xenobiotic metabolic process
Cellular component (GO): cytoplasm; intracellular membrane-bounded organelle
Molecular function (GO): iron ion binding; heme binding; oxidoreductase activity, acting on paired donors, with incorporation or reduction of molecular oxygen, reduced flavin or flavoprotein as one donor, and incorporation of one atom of oxygen
Source: RefSeq, a predicted model, not a curated record
GUGAAGGCAUAUAGACAAGCACUUUUGCUGGUACAGUACAAAUGGCCUUUUUCUCUUUUGUGUCUGAGUUCUGGGGAUGGCAGUGGACGGACAUCCAAGUGUUUCUCUUCUUCUCUGCUGUCUUCUUGCUGUUAACUGAUUAUGCUAAGAACAUCCAGCCUGCUAACUUCCCCCCUGGACCCAGGGCUUUGCCUUUCAUAGGGAACUUGUUCACUGUUGACUUCAAAAAGCUCCACGAAAAUUGUACUCAGCUUUCUGAGAAGUACGGGGAUGUGUACAGUCUGAGGAUGGGUCAGACAUGGAUGGUUGUGUUGAAUGGUUACCAGACCAUAAAGGAAGCCCUGGUGGCCCAGGGAGCAAGCAUGGCCGACAGACCCAUACAACCUAUCCUCGAGGACGUAAACCUCAAUUUGGGUGUUAUAUCUUCGAAUGGUCAUCGAUGGAAGCAGCAGAGGCAAUUUGCCCUUUCAACUCUGAAAUAUUUUGGAGUCGGCAAGAAGUCCCUGGAAUCUGCCAUACUGGACGAGUUUAAAUAUUUGUCAACGUAUAUUGCUGAAUAUAAGGGUAAGCCCUUCAAUCCUCACCUGAUAAUCAACAACGCUGUCUCCAACAUAAUCUGCUCUCUGGUCUUUGGACACCGUUUUGAGUACAGCAAUGCCAGGUUCCAAAAAGUAAUGAGCAUGUUUGACCAGGCCCUGCAGAUUCAAGGUUCCAUUUGGGCACAGCUGUACAACUCAUUCCCUGUGAUAAUGAGGCGACUCCCAGGCCCACACCAGUCAGUGCAGAACAUCUGGAAUGAAGUGAAGGCCUUCCUGAGGACAGAGUUCAAGGAACACAGGAAGAACUGGAACCCCUCUGACCCUAAGGAUUAUAUUGACUGCUACCUGAGUGAGAUUGAGAAGACUAAGGACAAUGUAUCCAGUACAUUUGAUGAGGAGAACUUGGCUAUUUGUACCCUGGACCUGUUUGUUGCUGGAUCUGAGACCACAUCCACCACGCUUCGCUGGGGCUUCCUCUAUAUGUCCAAAUACCCUGAGAUCCAAGAGAAGGUCCAGGCUGAGAUUGACCGAGUGGUAGGCCGGUCUCGUCAGCCAACCAUGGCGGACAGAACCAGCAUGCCCUACACCGAAGCCGUCAUCCACGAGGUACAGAGGAUGGGCAACAUCGUGCCUCUAAGCGUGCCUCGCAUGACCAGCAAGGACGUCCGGCUGGGGGGCUACGUCAUCCCAAAAGGUGUCACCAUCAUCACCAAUCUGACCUCUGUGAUGUUUGACAAGAGCGAGUGGAAGACUCCCUACACCUUUAACCCUGGACACUUCCUAAAUGAAAAGGGAAACUUUGACAAACGAGCCAGUUUUAUCCCUUUUUCUGCAGGUAAACGAGUCUGCCUGGGGGAAAACCUGGCCAGGAUGGAGCUCUUCCUCUUCUUCACUUCCUUCAUGCAGAGAUUCUCGUUCUCCAUGCCACCUGGUGUGAAGCAUGCGAUGGACUACAACUUUGGUGUCACCCUGUCACCUGUUUCCUAUGAGAUCUGUGCCACCCUGCGCCAAUGAGAUUACAUUGGUCCAGUGAGAUGGAAUGGUUUCUCCUAUACAGAUAUCAUGACAAUGAAUGACUGAGGGAAUGUUUUUUUAUGUAUUACUUGUUUUACAUGAUUUAGAUCAUGAUUUAGAAUUUUGCAUGAAACAUUAUGAUUAAGAUCAAAAGGACAACUUUAAGAUUCCAUAAGGAAUUCAACAUGUUCAAGGCAUUCCAUAAGGAAUUCAACAUGUUCAAGGCAUUCCAUAAGGAAUUCAACAUGUUCAGGGCAUUCCAUAAGGAAUUCAACAUGUUCAAGGCAUUCCAUAAGGAAUUCAACAUGUUCAGAGCAUUCACUUAAGUAUUUGGGCAGCGGCACAAUUUUUGUUGUUGUUUCGACUCAAUUCCUUAGCAGUUUGGAUUUGAAAUCAUACAAUUUAAAUGGGGUUAAAUUGCAGGCUGUCAACUUAGAUUUGAAAUCCAAAUUAGAUAAACAAUUUAGAACAGCAAUUUUCUCUGAAAAAACAGCAUGGUGGAAAGACAAAUAUUAACAUGCACCAUAACAUGGAGGUUGCAGGAGACAGGUGCAGAUGUGAUGGAACAAACUGUACUUCAAUUAAAAAAGACUUGGCAUAGACCAGUGGUUCCCAACCAGGGGUACUAGGACCUCUGAGGGUACAUGGCCUCUCCACCGGGGGUACUUGAAAACAGUCAUGACACCGUAGGCUUACUAGUGAAAUUAACAUGAGGGGGUACUUCAGGGGUGCUCCAAGCAGAGCAAAAUUCUGUCUGUGGUACAGUAACUGAAAACGUUUGGUUAACAUUGGAUAGAUGAACAAUACAGACUGACCUUAAGUGAAACAACUUACAGCAAGUAAUGACAGACAAGAAACACUACGGGAGGAGGAGCUUGAACUGGGACUUAACGAGGGGGCAAAUAAGUCACAGGUGACAGGACUAAAAUGGUGAAACCAUUAAACACAAGGACUCCAAACCAAACACAGAAAUGAAGAAACUACAACAGAAACACAGAGAACAUAGAAACAUGACAACCGGCAUGGCACCGGCUGUGACCGGCUGUUACAUGUACCAGAGUGCUAUCAACAGGAAAGUGUAGAAGUGUGUAAAAAGGACAAUGACCCCAGAAAUACUGCUAAAGCAAACAACACGUUUUUUUCAGGGCCAAAAAGUGAAACGUUUUGGAAUGGCCAACUCAAUGACCCGCCCUGAAGCCAAAGGAGCAUUUCACUUGUUGACAAGAUUGAAGGUAAAAAUGCCCCAAGACAAACAGUAAACUGAAAAUGGCUGCGUGCCUGGCAGAGCGUCACCAGGGAGGACACCCAGUGUUUGAUGACAGUCUGCACUUUGAUGGCUUAGUAGUUGUUUCAUUUUAAAUCUAAUGUGCUGGAGUACAGAGUCGAAAACAACAACUCUUGUGUCACUGUCUAAAUACUUAUGGAAUGGACUAUAUACGACCUUGCAGGGUGUGCAGCAUUUGCGGGGUGACACGUUUACCACCUUUUUUGCUAUGGUUACCUAUUUGUCAAUCACUUGCCUUCAUUCUGAAGCUAUCAAAAUAAAAUCCCCAUGUUUCCAGUU